Molecule: messenger RNA, 1534 nt
Organism: Rubroshorea leprosula
Lineage: Eukaryota; Viridiplantae; Streptophyta; Magnoliopsida; Malvales; Dipterocarpaceae
Source: the annotation of a GenBank genome assembly
GUCUAGGUGUGCCUUGCACUUCUUUAAUUAUUGCUUGCUAAGAUGAAAUAUUUGUACCAGCAAGUUCUCUUCAUAACUUUGUAAUGAAGUUGAUCUUCCUAAAAGUAAAUAGGGAGGGAAAAUAGAAUUUACUUUCGAUUAAACUUCUGGGAAAUUUGGAAUGUGGUUUUAAGUUGUAGGUGCCCAUGUCCAAGGUACGUCCAAUGAUCUUGCCAUACAUAACAUUUUCAUUCUUAAAUGUUGGAAUGAUUUUCUCUCUAUUUUAGAACUGAGUGUCUUUUCAUUGGCUUCUUUUGGUGUUGUUAAAUAGUGAAUUGCUACUAUUUAUCUUAGUAGGUAGUUAGAAUUUUUAGAGCCACUUUUCAAUUUUCUGUUUUAAUUAGGCAUCCUUUUUUUUUUUUUUUUUUGGUUUUCUGGUAGUAAUAGCUCUUAGAAUGAAUAUAACCAAGGUUUCAACAGGUGAACCACAGUAAAUGGCAGUGUGUCUUAAUAUGGGAGUGAUCUGGCUCUUCAUUACUUGGAAGAAGGUUUGCAAAUUUAUGAUCUGUUCUAAUGCACAACUGUUCAUUAUCUUGGGUUAGCUUUUUAUUAAUCUUGGGGCUUGACAUAUAAGCUGUUUUACAUUUUAGAUGAGUCUCAUAUACUGUAUUUGCAAGGGUAUGUGGAUGCAUAUAAGCUUCUGAAGGAGCCUGUGCUAGUCGGUGUUAUACUCAGGUGUCUUUGACAUACUAUGUUUUUUCAUUUAUGUUUAAAUGCAUACAUAUUUUGUUUUGCAAUUGCAUGUGCUAGCAUACUUCUGGCAUGGACAACUUUCCUCAAUAAGUACUAGAAGGUAUUAGAUUGUCUGCCUCUGAGUUUAAUCACACGUAAUUUAGUACUUUAUCGGUUUAUCCACUCUAUUUCUGAACAUGUUGCUGCCUCAUACUUUGUUGAUGGUUGUGAGCCAUUUUCUGGGACUGUCUGUUGGGCCAUGACCCUGGUGAAGAAGAUGAUUUUCAUUUGAUGCUUGGAGCUCCGGAAAUGCGAUGGUGCUAGUAGUUGUUUGGUUUAGUAUUGUUUUAUAAUCUUCCAAUUUGUAAAUGGUUAUUAAUUUUUGCUUUUUAUUUAAAUUUUUAUUUAGUUUAAAAAAAUUUUUGGAGUUAGGUUAGUAGUGUGCUAUGAAUUUUACUUUUAAUUGUAUUGUUUCUGCCUAAGUAACUUGUUUUAGAUGCUUGACGAUAUGUUAGGUUUAUUACAUAUCUCGAGAUAGAGAUUACUAGUAUUCUGAUUGGCUUCCAUGUUUUUAGCGUGGUUGCCUGGGAUUAAGUAAGUUGUUUUUGCCGAGUAAAAGAAUAAUUGUUUUCUCUUGGUGACGUUUUUGUGCAUAAAAUCGUUCGAAAAAAAAAAAAGAAGAAAGAAACGCUUAAAAUUUCCGAGCGGUAACUUGAACCGGCAUCCGAAAGAGUGAAAUUUAUAUAUUGAGGGGCAUUCGUCUCAUCGGUUGCAUCAGCCCAAACAUAUGCUUAAGGAGUUACAAUAAAGCCCAGGCUAGUCU